AUGGAGCUCAAUUUUUCUUCGAUGGCUUUAGCCAACAACAAAACCCCUUGUCUCGGCCUUAUACCCACUGGAACACUCUCAAGCCCAUCAAAAUCUCUGUCCUUGGCUUCUCAUCAUCCGCUUCCCAGAGUUUCAUUCUCCCUUUCUUCUACUGAUUCUCUCAAGCUAAUCACUUCGAGAAAAGUGUUAGCAAUGGCUGCGUCGAGUUCCAGAGACUUGGAGAUGUCGAAUUUAACGGCAUUAUCGCCUUUGGAUGGACGUUACUGGGGAAAAGUUAAGGAAUUGGCCUCUUCUAUGAGCGAGUUUGGGUUGAUCUAUUUCCGAGUGCUUGUCGAGAUCAAAUGGCUUCUGAAGCUUUCGAAGAUUCCUGAAGUCACCGAAGUUCCGAGCUUUAGCAAAGAAGCUGAGAUGUACUUGCAAGGCAUUAUCGAUGGGUUUAGCAUUGAUGACGCGUUGGAAGUUAAGAAGAUCGAGAGAGUAACGAAUCACGAUGUGAAGGCAGUGGAGUAUUUCUUGAAACAAAAGUGUGAAUCACAUCCAGAGAUUGCUAAGCCAGCUUCGCCUACAACUUUGGGGAAGGAGAUGGCGAUUUUUGCUGUGAGGUUAAGUGAAGAAAGGAGAUAUCUUGCAGAGACUAAGCUUAAGGGGAAAUUUGCUGGUGCUGUUGGGAACUAUAACGCUCAUAUUUCCGCAUAUCCUAAUAUCGACUGGCCUCAUGUCGCAGAGGAGUUUGUUACUUCUCUCGGAUUAACAUUUAACCCAUACGUGACUCAGAUUGAACCUCAUGACUAUAUGGCUAGACUUUUCAAUACAAUCAGCCAAUUCAACAACAUCUUAAUUGAUUUCGACAGAGAUAUAUGGAGCUACAUAUCUCUAGGGUACUUUAAACAGGCAAGUAUAACUAAAGCGGGUGAAAUCGGAUCAUCAACAAUGCCUCACAAAGUGAAUCCUAUUGACUUUGAGAACAGUGAAGGGAAUCUAGGGAAAGCAAAUGCAGAGCUUACUUUCCUCAGCAUGAAGCUUCCCAUUUCACGAAUGCAGCGUGACUUAACAGAUUCAACUGUCUUGAGAAACAUGGGUGGCGCUUUAGGACACUCUCUUCUCGCUUACAAGAGCGCGAUACAGGGAAUCGGGAAGCUUCAGGUUAAUGAAGCUCGGUUAAAAGAAGAUUUGGAUCAAACUUGGGAAGUCCUUGCUGAACCGAUACAAACUGUGAUGAGGAGAUACGGUGUUCCAGAGCCGUAUGAGAAACUGAAGGAGCUAACAAGAGGAAGAGCUGUGAAUGAAGAAAGCAUAAGAGAGUUUAUCCAAGGUUUGGAUUUGCCUGAAGAAGCAAAGUCUCAGCUUUUGAAGCUUACUCCACACACAUACGUUGGUGCUGCUGCUGCAUUGGCUUUGGCCGUCGAUGAAGCUGUACACUUGGGACAUUGA
Thlaspi arvense is the source of this 1431-nucleotide messenger RNA. The record is from the annotation of a GenBank genome assembly. NCBI's taxonomy places the organism in Eukaryota, Viridiplantae, Streptophyta, Magnoliopsida, Brassicales, Brassicaceae.